CGGUGCGGAGCACGACAGUCUCGAUUCUCGUCUCUCCGGAUACAUAUGUACACACAACAUAUAUGUGUAUAUAUAUAUACUUUUUAAAAGAGUAUUGCCCUCUAUCGUAAUUGUCGUGCUGGUGCUAGUGCUAGUGCUGGGUACUGUUGUGUCUUGUGUGUUGAACCGAGUUAGUGUUAUUAUGAUUACCGAAUAAGUGGUGUCGUCUGGGUCUGGAUGAGUCCUCAGUCCGAGUCUCAGUCGAUUUAUUUAUCAGGACGGAGUACACACACACACACAAACACAUACACACUAAUAAAUAUAUUAAAUCACUGCAUUAUAAAAUAAUAAAACUAGUCUAUCAACCCCAGCAGCUAUCAUCCAAUAUAACAAGUGACAUAUUCUACUGAGUGCUCCGUAAUAGCUGAUAGAUCACCAAGACAACUGGGUAUUUAAUUAAAAUAACAAAUAGUCGAUAAAAAUAUAUGUUUAUAUAAAUAUUUUACGGUAAUAGGGAAGUAAAAGUAAUGUGCCAGGGUUGAUUUACCAUAGCGGGAAAUAAAAAAUAUUACGGCAUUACGCUCGGACGGUUUUAUGUUGGAUCCAGUGGGCAAUCUUUUGAAUUAAUGUUUGUUGGAUCGUUGAUUAGAUAUGCUCUGUUGACGGUGCACUGUCAAUUGUAUCAAUGACCGAAGCCCUGGGAUUUGCGGUUGUAAAUAAUAAACACCAGAGUUUCCUUGAUUCCACUGAUAACUUUUUAAAAUUAUAACACAACACCACCAGAAUCUAAUCACCAUCGAGAUUAUUGCUUGUGCUCUACAUAUUUCAGUGGAUAAGCUUGUUUACGACGUCUAUGACUCAAUUAUGAUGAACCGAGAGGAUUGGAGCGGCGUUUGGUAGGAAACAAAUAGCGUCUAGAUGUGCGAGUUGCCAGAUAGCGAAAGCAGAUAGACGGAAGGAAUGGGUGCUGGGAUGGGCAGGACAGGAACGAGUGGCGGAGGCCUCCUCGAGGCAUUACCCACCGGCUCGCCGCUCCACGUUGCCAUGCUGGGCCUAGACAGCGCUGGAAAAACCACGGCAUUGUAUCGACUUAAAUUCGAUCAGUAUCUCAAUACUGUUCCCACGAUUGGUUUCAACUGUGAGAGAAUUCGCGGGGCUAUUGGAAAAGCUAAAGGUGUAAAUUUUCUAGUAUGGGAUGUCGGUGGGCAAGAAAAGCUACGACCCCUCUGGAAGUCUUAUACGAGAUGCACCGACGGUAUUAUAUUUGUCGUAGACUCGUGUGACACGGAAAGACUAGAGGAAGCUAAAAUGGAAUUAACUAGAACAGCAAGAAGUCCAGACAAUGCCGGUGUGCCGAUACUUAUUUUAGCUAACAAACAAGAUUUGCCUGGUGCUAAAGAGGUUGGUGAGUUGGAGAAGCAUCUCGGCGUGCUUGAGUUCACAGGAUCUCCGGGCUGUUCGUGCAUAAGGGUCCAACCAGCGUGUGCUAUUACCGGAGAGGGUCUUCACGAGGGUCUCGAUACUCUUUAUCAGUUGAUACAGAAGCGACGCAAGCUUGCUAAAUUAAACCGAAAACGGGCUAGGUAGGCCCGCGCCUCUGAGGACUGUACGUGUGUCUUUUGAUACCACAAUUCGUGUCCUCAAAUAUUAACCAAUUAUCAUUGUGAUAUUUGGCCGGUUAAAAAAUACGGUAACUUAUUUUCUCUAAAAGAAGUUGCACGACCGGAUUAUUCUGUCGCUGCCGUACUCAGCGAGUAUUUAUACACGUUUACAAGCAAGUGUCUGUAAAUGUCUGUGUGGGGAAUUUUUUGACGAAUCGACGUCGUUGCCCAAGUUUGGAAGCUCAAGUCGACGACGAGUCAAGUACAAUCCGACAAAACGAAUAAACAUGCCACCAACUGACAACUCCUAUAACUGGCCCGUUUUUACUGUGACGUGUUUAAGUAGGAGUAAAAAAAAGUAUAUAAAAAAAAAAAAGAUAACACGAUAAAUAAAUGAAACGUGGAUAUUUAAAAAAUAAAUAUAAUAAAUUUAUUAAAACGCGUUGUAAUCCGUAGGUGAAUAUUUUAAUUACUGAGACUCCAACGCGUGUAUUGUUGCAACGAUUAUUGAACCACAAUCCGACCUCAAUGAUUAUUGUCAUCGUGAUAAUACGUCUUUUUCAACCAAUUACAAUAUAAAUAAAUUAAAAAAAAAAUAUAUAUAUAUAUAUAUAAAUAUAUAAAAUUAGACACAAGUAGGAAAAAUGGGAGAAAGUUAAAAUAACGUGAGAAAGAGAGAGAAAGAGAAGAGAUGUAACUCUCGACUGAUUCUACAAUUGACUAAAAACUCAUCGUCUUACAUGCUCGUGCCUCUUAUUAUGUCUAUUAAUACUUUACACAUCUUUGUACCCCGCUGACCUACUGAGUCAUUCGUGUAAUGUGUAUUUUAUUCUAUAUCUGUCUUGUUUAAAUUUAAAACCCAGAAAAGUCUCGACAUCGUUGCUGGCAAUUGAUUGUCAACAUGAUCUAACUUUUAAUUGCAGACCUACGUCUGAUAAGAUUGUUGUUGUUUUAUUGCUAUAAUUUAUAUUGUUUACACAGUCUAUUGAUACGGUCUUUUAUUUCACCGGUAGCUUCUCGCUCUCAUUAGUCAUUUCGUUGCUCAUUAUAUUGACAGUUGGUUUUAGUUAUCUAUUUUAUUAUUAUCAUAAAUCAUAACUAUUAUUAUUAUUAAUUAUACUUUAAUAUAACUUAAAUUUUAAUUAUUAAAAUGUCACUCCCGUAUGCUAAAGAGUGAUGAUACUAGUCGACUUAACACUUGUUUUAAGUCUGUGCUAUAAAUGGAAUGAGUGUCUGGUAAUAUUCAAAUGUAAAUAUAAAUAAUAAUAAUAAUUAUAAACACUGGUCCGUGAUGUAUAAAAAAAACGCGGCUAUAGAAUAAUAUGUGUACAUUUAAAAUUGCUUGUCAAAUAAGAAAGAGCAAGUAGACCAUCCGUCGUUUAAUUAUCAUUACUCUUAUCACUUAAAAUUUUUAGCGCACUCUUGUUAUUUAAUAUGCUAAUUAGAGCUUACGUAUGACAUAUCGAGUAGUGAUUUAUCUUGUUCUUUUUUUUUUUCAUUAGAUAAUUUAAAUUAAUUGCCGAUGGUGGUCGACUUCUCGCACUUAUUUGCGGUCGCAAAAAUACUCGAGUCCUAGAUGAUAAGAAUCCUCGCGUAAGUUGUUUUUAUAACGAAGUGUAAUAAGAAAAUUAUUAUUAUUAUUAUUAUUAUUAUAUAUGUAUAUGUAUAAAUACUUGCCCUUGUUGUGUUUAUUAGUCUUAAUAUUUUAUCUAAAGUUUUAACCAAUCGAUCUAUUUAUCUACGCGUUAAAAUCUUCAGUAUGUCUGCGCGUGAAAAAAUGCUAAUGUGAUUGAUUGAUAAUUAGAACCAUUGUAAUUUAAUUAUAAAAAAAGGAACAAAAAAACAAACAAUGAAAUUUUAUAAUUAAUUGUAUAUUGAUAAUAUUUAUGUAGAUGGAUUAUUUAUCUUUACGCUCUUAAUUCAUAAUAGUAAGUAUUA
Messenger RNA from Microplitis demolitor, 3518 nucleotides. It is a transcript of the gene Arl4, whose product is annotated as ADP-ribosylation factor-like protein 4C. Bases 940 to 1566 code for a protein of 208 amino acids. Gene Ontology annotation, biological process: vesicle-mediated transport; intracellular protein transport. Gene Ontology annotation, molecular function: GTP binding; GTPase activity. NCBI's taxonomy places the organism in Eukaryota, Metazoa, Arthropoda, Insecta, Hymenoptera, Braconidae. The record is from RefSeq and is a predicted model, not a curated record. Gene Ontology annotation, cellular component: cytoplasm. The transcript has 4 exons.